CCCUUUCAAUUCACGAGUCUCUCCUCUCCGCAAGCAACAUGCACGCACCGUGGCGGCCCGCGCUACGUACCCACGUCUACCAGGCUUUGCCACGCAGGGCGCCGGCUGCAUCAACGGCCUCCGGUCCAGAACGUGAAAGAAAAGAAAACUAGGCAUGACACGAUCGGAGAGUCCAAAAUCACGAAGAAGCAAGGUUGAGCCAUUGCCCAUGAGGUCACAGAUAAUUUGGCUGCAGUCCGCCUCCGUCAUUGGCAGCACUAAAUAGGACCAGCGCCCCGACGCACCGUUUGUCUCGAGUUUGCUCUGCUGACCACCUCUCAGGACGCAAGCCCUUCUUCAACGUUGAUCUUUGGGGCAUCAGUCGCUGGGCUCGAACCCAGCGGCACAUCGGUCUCGCUUGUCGCUGCCCACCGACCUUCCGCGCCGAUAGCCACACCGUCUCAGCCUCUGUUCGAAAGCAACCCCGCCCAGCCACGCCUCGAAUCAUCCGCUAGCGCUCCCAAGAGCUGACGUCCCAACACCCGCUACCUCAGCCCAACGUCAUGGGGCUUGACGCUGGGUGUGACCGACGGUGACCCGCCUGCCAACUAAUUCCCCUUUGCACCUGUACGAAGGACGCAGACACAUCUUUGGCCUUCCGCUACCUGUUGUGCUGCGUGGAGACAGACGACUCUCGCAUUCUCCAAUGGCUCGACGGGCCGUCGCAAGCCAUUUAGUUAGCCUAUCAUGCGCAAGGUGAUGUAUUUGUACGAUCCCCGGAUUGAACACAGCCCAAGACGUGGUCCGUAGUCAGUCGAUCAGGUGCCCAUUCCGCUGCAGCACCAAGCCAUGUAGUCGUGAACCCUGCGUCCUCCUCCCGAGGGCCGCUCUGCCUUACUCCUCUUUCUCUCAAAACUACUUAUAUCCCGAUGUCUCUCCGGACUGCAGCUAUUCGAUUGUAGACUGUUGUUGUGUAUACUCAAAGAGAAGAGAGCCUCUCAAGGUCAGCUCUUGCAUGGACUUGUUAGAGUCGGUCUGGGGGCGAAUCACUUUAUAUCAUCAACACUCUAUGUAUCCUCGCCGAUCUUUGAGGCAACCUCAUCUCAUCCCCGACGAUGACUACUCUCGCAGCGACCGAAACCAGAACGUUGGGUGACGCCGCCUCGAUGCUAAAGUACGAGCUUCGCGGCGAGCUCGAGGAGCCCGGCCUUCGGGCUUCGUGCGGUUUCCAGCAGCGCCCCAUGUCCGUAACCCUCGACGGCACCUCAAUCUUCACCAUAGCUCUCUCCCUCGUCCUGCUCAUCCACUUCCUCGGCUCGCACCCCGUUCAGAUCCUCGUCAGCAUCGUGCCUCUCCUCCUCGCAGUUCACAACGACUAUCAAAACUUUAUCAACCUCGGCCCCGGUGGCACGCCAUCCACAUUCCAGGGCUACUUGCGCAUCACCUGGCUGCGGCUGUGGGCCCUCCGAGAUCCCUAUUCUGCGCCCAACCCAGACCCCUCCGGCGUCCCUGGGGAGGGCAUCCUCAGCCGGCAGCGGCUCCCGUAUCGGGCCGGGCCGCGGCCGCUUGUGGCGGGCAUCGCGCCCCAGCGGCAGGUGGACCAACACGGAUCUCAGUCCUGCUACCUAUCGCUGCGGCGGGCCAUGGAGCGGCUCAGCGCGCACAGCCCGCUCAAGUUCGGGACGGAGCGGUCGUGCCUCGAGAAGCACGGGCUGGCCCUCUUCGCGAGGCAUCCGCUGCAGACGAACUGCCAGGGCGAGAUCUGCCACGUUCACGACUCGGACCACUCGAUGCACAUGUGUCUGCACCCCGACGACAUCAGGGAGCUGCUGAGCAAGGGCUGGGGCCAGAGGCACCCGCUGGCACGCAAGGGCUGGCUGCUGCAGAUGCCUGUGUCUCCCAACUUCGUCAUGGUGUACGCUCCUCGAAAUGAGCAUGAGCUGCAAAUCACGUACAAGAUUGUCGAGGCGGCCAUCUGGUAUACCCUCGCCGAGCGCGUAGACCUCGACGCCUUGUCUAAAUGACGUUGCUAUCAAAAGAGGGGCGCUUUACAGGAGGAAUCGGUUUCAAGUCUGCAUUUGUCCGAAACUGGUAGCUAUUCGUUAGUAGGUCUAUGCCACGAUAGCCUGGGGUAUCUGAGCAAUUAAUAUACAUUCCAUGUUGUACAC
Messenger RNA from Purpureocillium takamizusanense, 2147 nucleotides. RefSeq lists its product as uncharacterized. Lineage: Eukaryota; Fungi; Ascomycota; Sordariomycetes; Hypocreales; Ophiocordycipitaceae. The record is from RefSeq and is a predicted model, not a curated record. The transcript is spliced from 2 exons. The coding region runs from base 1095 to 2003 and encodes 302 amino acids.